Messenger RNA from Populus euphratica (Euphrates poplar), 3671 nucleotides. RefSeq names its product putative disease resistance protein RGA4. The record is from RefSeq and is a predicted model, not a curated record. The transcript is spliced from 2 exons. The coding region runs from base 293 to 3550 and encodes 1085 amino acids. Lineage: Eukaryota; Viridiplantae; Streptophyta; Magnoliopsida; Malpighiales; Salicaceae. Gene Ontology annotation, molecular function: ADP binding.
AAUUGAACCACCACUCUAGAAUCACAAAUAUUUGAAAAUAUAAUAACCUUUCUCUAUUCAUGUCCCAGAUAGACUAAUAUAUUUGAUUAUUCCAGGGAGUGAGCAAUUAUUUUGUCCCUGUGCACUUCUCUUUUCCAUAACCAAUCUUGCGUUUUCAUUUGACAGAUUUCGUCCUGUCACAGCCAUGUUCCUUCUAUGAAUCUUCAAUUGCUCACAGAAUAGCACAGUUAUCCUUGCAGCUUUUCUACUUCUUCUUGUCAACAUCCAAUUCAUUUCCAUUCGAAACCAAGCUAUGGCUGAUGCAAUUCUUUCUGCUCUCGCGAGCACAAUCAUGGGGAACUUGAAUUCCCCAAUUCUUCAAGAGCUUGGACUUGCUGGGGGCCUAACGACCGAGCUUGAAAAUCUCAAGCGCACGUUCAGAACCAUUCAAGCUGUGCUGCGAGAUGCAGAGGAGAAGCAGUGGAAGAGUGAGCCUAUCAAGGUGUGGCUCAGCGACCUCAAGGAUGCAGCUUAUGUUGUUGAUGAUGUACUGGAUGAGUUUGCAAUUGAAGCUCAGUGGCUUCUGCAGCGAAGAGAUCUCAAAAACCGAGCAAGAUCCUUCUUUUCUUUUGGUCAUAAUCCACUAGUUUUUCGACAAAGGAUGGCUCAUAAAUUGAAGAAUGUUAGAGAAAAACUAGCUGCCAUUGCCAAGGAGAGACAAAAUUUCCACCUAACAGAGGGGGCUAUGGAGAUGGAAGCAGAUAGUUUUGUUCAGCGUCAGACUUGGUCUUCGGUGAAUGAAUCAGAAAUUUAUGGAAGAGGCAAGGAGAAAGAGGAACUAAUCAACAUGCUGCUCACUACUUCAGGUGAUCUCCCUAUUCAUGCUAUAAGGGGGAUGGGGGGGUUGGGUAAAACAACACUUGUUCAACUGGUCUUCAAUGAAGAAAGUGUUAAACGGCAAUUCAAUUUGAGGAUCUGGGUGUGUGUAUCUACAGAUUUCGAUCUCAGCAGAUUAACAAGAGCCAUCAUAGAGUCCAUUGAUAGUUCCCCUUGUGGUCUUCAAGAAUUGGAUCCCUUGCAACAACUCCUCCAACAGAAGUUAAAUGGAAAGAAGUUUUUGCUUGUAUUGGAUGAUGUGUGGGAUGAUUAUGGAGAUAGGUGGAAUAAAAUGAAGGAGGUAUUAAGGUGUGGCGCUAAAGGUAGUGCUGUCAUAGUAACUACGCGUAUUGAGAUGGUUGCUCUUAGAAUGGCAACAGCUUUUGUCAUGCACAUGGGGAGAUUGUCUGAAGAAGAUUCUUUGCAGUUGUUUCAACAGCUUGCAUUCGUGAUGAGAAGGAAAGAGGAGCGGGCACGCCUGGAAGCCAUUGGAAUAUCAAUAGUGAAGAAGUGUGGUGGUGUUCCUUUAGCUAUAAAGGCACUCGGGAACCUCAUGCGGCUGAAAGAUAAUGAAGAUCAGUGGAUCGCUGUCAAAGAAAGUGAGAUUUGGGAUCUAAGAGAAGAAGCAACCGAGAUCUUACCUGCUUUGAGGUUGAGUUACACUAAUCUAUCACCGCAUUUGAAGCAAUGCUUUGCGUAUUGCGCUAUAUUUCCAAAAGAUCGGGUGAUGAGGAGGGAGGAGCUGAUUGCUUUGUGGAUGGCAAAUGGCUUUAUUUCUUGCAGAAGAGAAAUGGAUUUGCACGUCAUGGGCAUUGAGAUAUUCAAUGAACUGGUGGGAAGGUCAUUUCUGCAAGAGGUCGAGGAUGAUGGAUUUGGCAACAUAACAUGUAAAAUGCAUGAUCUUAUGCAUGAUCUUGCACAAUCCAUAGCAGUACAAGAAUGCUAUAACACCGAAGGCCAUGGGGAGUUGGAAAUUCCUAAUACUGUUCGUCAUGUAGCUUUUAACUGCAGACGAGUAACAUCUCUUGAAAAAAAACUUCUCAAUGUUCAAUCAUUGCGCUCCUGUCUUUCGGUGGAUUAUGAUUGGAUUCAAAAGCGCUGGGGAGAGAGCUCUUCUACUCCAAAACAUCGAGCCUUGAGUUUAAGAAAAGUCCUGGUGGAGAAAUUGCCAAAGUCAAUUUGUGAUUUGAAACAUCUAAGGUAUCUAGAUGUAUCAUACUCCAGUAUCAUAACACUGCCUGAAAGUACAACCUCACUCCAAAACCUCCAGACACUAGAUCUGAGACGCUGCGAAAAACUCAUCCAAUUACCAAAAGGUAUGAAGCACAUGAAAAGUCUUGUCUAUCUUGACAUAACGGGUUGUUUUUCACUUCGAUUUAUGCCAGCUGGAAUGGGGCAAUUGAUAUGCCUGCGAAAACUUGCCCUGUUCAUUGUGGGUGGGGAGAAUGGUCGUCGCAUAAGUGAGCUGGAAGGGCUGAAUAAUCUUGCUGGUGAAUUGAGUAUCGCAGAUCUUGUGAAUGUUAAGAAUUUAAAAGAUGCCACAAGUGCCAAUUUGAAGUUGAAGACAGCUCUUUCAUCACUGACUUUUUCUUGGCAUGGUAAUGGAUAUUACCUUUAUAUCCCUGGGUCAUUUGGGCCACCGCAAGAAAGAAAGAGGGUUAUUCAGGUAAAUGACGAGGAGGUCCUUGAAGGGCUUCAACCUCAUUCAAAUCUGAAGAAGUUGAGGAUAUGUGGAUAUGGAGGUUCAAGAUUUCCUAAUUGGAUGAUGAACUUCAACAUGACGCUACCAAAUCUGGUAGAGAUGGAGCUAUCAGCAUUUCCCAACUGUGAACAACUUCCACCAUUGGGGAAACUACAGUUGCUCAAGAGUCUUGUAUUAAAUGGAAUGGAUGGUGUGAAGAGUAUUGACAGCAAUGUGUAUGGAGAUGGGCAGAAUCCAUUCCCAUCUUUGGAGACGCUGACUUUCUAUUCAAUGGAGGGAUUAGAGCAAUGGGCUGCGUGUACAUUUCCUCGCCUUCGAGAAUUGAAGAUAUGUCGCUGCCCUCUGUUGAACGAAAUACCAAUUAUACCCUCCCUUAAAAAAUUAGACAUCGGGGGAUGUAAUGCUUAUUCGCUGAUGUCAGUUAGGAAUCUCACUUCUAUCACUUCUCUUUGUAUUGGAUAUAUUCCAAAUGCGAGGGAGCUUCCCGAUGGGUUUUUGCAAAAUCAUACCCUCCUUGAAAGCUUAGACAUUUGGGAGAUGCCAGAUCUGGAGUCUUUGUCAAAUAGGGUAUUAGAUAACCUUUCUGCUCUUAAAAGCUUCUGGAUUUCGUUUUGCGGGAAACUUGAAAGCUUGCCAGAGGAAGGUCUUCGUAACCUCAAUUCCUUGGAGGUUUUAGUGAUAGCGUUUUGUGGAAGAUUAAAUUGUCUGCCAAUGGAUGGGCUGUGUGGCUUAUCUUCUCUUCGCAGCUUAUCUGUUAGAUAUUGUGAGAAAUUCACAUCUCUAUCAGAGGGAGUGCGGCAUCUGACGGCACUUGAGGAUUUGCGGCUUUGUGGAUGUCCAGAGCUGAAUUCAUUGCCAGAGAGUAUCCAACAUCUCACUUCUCUCCAAUCUCUAUCCAUUUGGCUCUGUCCAAAUUUGAAGAAAAGGUGUGAGAAAGAUUUAGGAGAGGACUGGCCUAAGAUAGCUCAUAUUCCCGACAUUAGAAUCGAUUAAGGUUGGUAUGCAACUUAAAUUUGUAAUGAGAAUAAAAUAUAUAUUUUAGUAGUAUUUUUCCUUAACACUACUGUAAUACUUAGUCAUAUAUAUAAAAAAGAGCAUAAAAUUAAGGAAAUUA